UUGGAAAAACUAAUAAAAGCUGAACACAAAGAGCCAAAAAAGGUAGCUCAUUUUCUCACAAAUUCCAUGUUCUUCAGAAAUGAAAAAAGACAAGUGCAAAAACAGUAAGGACAAAAACUACUCCCACGCCAUUUUCGACAAACGUAGCCAUGAAGAAACUCUUUCAAAACCUGACACAACAACACAUAUCCUCCACCUCUUUCUCUUUUUAAUUUAACCCCAGAAAUCCCAAUUCCUCAUUCAUUUUCCUCUCUCUUUUUCCUUCUUUAACAGCAACUUGAAAAAAAGCAAGAAUCUUGUUUUCUCAGUAAAGAAAGCGAGUGUUGUGAGGAUUUGUUUUGGUCUUUUUUUUUGUGGGGUUUUGAUGAUUUGAGUAAACAAUGAAAGGAACUUUUGGUUCUUCCUCUAUUUGGAGCUCCCACCCUUUUACUUCCCUUGACUAGAACUCACAACCUUAGGGUUGAGGUGAGGGGUGUUUACAAUCCGAACAAGUCCCUCUUUUUUUUUUUUCCAUUCAACCACUUUGAGGUAUGUGAGUUUUUUUUUUUUGUUGGGGAAACCAAUAACUCCUUGUUGUGAUUCAGUUUUGUGACAAUGUUACAAGAUGAUGGUUCUUCAUCUGUGACCUCAUCAUCACCUAUUCAAAUAUUUCCAAUGAUGUCUGUAUCACCUAGCUUUGGUUCAUCAAGUCAGUGGCUUAAGGAGCUGAAAUCUGAAGAAAGAGGGUUGUAUUUGAUACAUCUUUUGCUUGCUUGUGCUAAUCAUGUUGCUGCUGGUAGCCUUGAGAAUGCUAAUAUAGCACUUGACCAUAUUUCCCAACUUGCAUCUCCUAGUGGAGAUACUAUGCAAAGGAUUGCUUCAUAUUUUACUGAGGCUAUAGCUGAUAGGAUUCUCAGGAGUUGGCCUGGUCUUUAUAAGGCGUUGCGUUCGACUAAGUUAUCGGUUGUCUCAGAAGAAAUUCUUGUUAGGAAGAUGUUUUUCGAGAUCUUUCCGUUCUUGAAGGUUGCGUUUGUGGUCACAAAUCAAGCUAUAAUUGAAGCUAUGGAAGGUGAGAAGAUGGUUCAUAUUGUCGAUCUUAAUGCUGCUGAACCUCUGCAAUGGCGUGCGUUGCUUCAGGACUUGAGUGCGCGUCCUGAAGGACCGCCCCAUUUGCGCAUUACUGGGGUUCAUCAGCAAAAAGAGGUGUUAGAUCAAAUGGCACAUGUGCUUACUCAAGAAGCAGAAAAACUGGAUAUCCCUUUUCAGUUCAAUCAAGUAGUUAGCAGAUUGGAAGAUCUUGAUGUUGAGAAACUUCGCGUGAAAACGGGGGAGGCUCUUGGGAUUAGUUCAGUUAUGCAAUUGCACACCCUUCUUGCCCAUGAUAAUGAAAAGAGGUCUCCCUUGCCUUUUAAGCAUUCAAAUGGUGUUAACUUGCACAGGGCACUAGUCAACCAAAAUACUUUAGGGGAAUUUCUUGAAAAAGAUAUGGCAAAUGGUUGCAGUCCAAGCAAUGACACAGCUUCUUCGUCCCCGCUAUGUUCAACUGGUUCAACAAAGAUGGAUAGUUUCCUCAAUGCUUUGUGGGGUUUAUCACCAAAAGUCAUGGUGGUAACAGAACAAGAUUCUAACCAUAAUGGGACAACUCUUAUGGAGAGGCUAUCGGAGUCGUUACAUUUUUAUGCUGCAUUAUUCGAUUGUCUUGAAUCGACAUUGCCAAGAACAUCAUUAGAGAGAUUAAAGGUGGAAAAGAUGUUAUUAGGUGAGGAGAUUAGAAACAUUAUAGCAUGUGAAGGGAUCGAACGAAAGGAGAGGCAUGAAAAGCUCGAAAAGUGGUUCCAAAGAUUCGACACAUCUGGUUUUGGGAAUGUGCCUUUGAGUUAUUAUGCUAUGUUGCAGGCAAGAAGGUUGUUGCAGAGUUACAGUUGUGAAGGAUACAAGAUCAAAGAAGAGAAUGGUUGCGUGGUGAUAUGUUGGCAGGAUCGAGCACUUUUCUCAGUGUCGUCUUGGCGAUGUAGGAAGUGAGACUAAACUUAGUUUUCAUUGUAAUGUUUUAGAUUUAUCUCUUCCUUUUGUUGUUGUAACAUAAUGUGUAGAACUCCAGUUAGUGAGACAUUUUGUUGUCAUCUUUUUUGAUCUCAUGUGAUAAGUUUCUCAAUAGUGUUUAGAUUUCCAUUUUGAUAUGGAUCAAUAAAGAUGAUGUUCUCUAAAAGUUUCUUGUAUGAA
Messenger RNA from Solanum verrucosum, 2202 nucleotides. RefSeq names its product scarecrow-like protein 3. The record is from RefSeq and is a predicted model, not a curated record. NCBI's taxonomy places the organism in Eukaryota, Viridiplantae, Streptophyta, Magnoliopsida, Solanales, Solanaceae. The coding region runs from base 595 to 2001 and encodes 468 amino acids. The transcript has 2 exons. Gene Ontology annotation, biological process: regulation of DNA-templated transcription. Gene Ontology annotation, molecular function: sequence-specific DNA binding; DNA-binding transcription factor activity. Gene Ontology annotation, cellular component: nucleus.